This is a messenger RNA of Besnoitia besnoiti, 1500 nucleotides long. RefSeq names its product protein kinase. Lineage: Eukaryota; Apicomplexa; Conoidasida; Eucoccidiorida; Sarcocystidae. The record is from RefSeq and is a predicted model, not a curated record. Gene Ontology annotation, biological process: peptidyl-serine phosphorylation; intracellular signal transduction; protein autophosphorylation. The transcript has 8 exons. Gene Ontology annotation, cellular component: cytoplasm; nucleus. Gene Ontology annotation, molecular function: calcium-dependent protein serine/threonine kinase activity; ATP binding; calmodulin binding. The coding region runs from base 1 to 1500 and encodes 499 amino acids.
AUGGGGUACCCAUGCAGCUUUGAGCCGUUCGUUACAUACGAACCAUGGAACCCUGAGGAGUACAACGAGUUAAAAGUCCUUGCAAAGGCGAUUCAUGGUACUGUCCACUUGACCGAGCAUCUCCCAAGCGGGCAACUGCGAGCUGUGAAGAAAAUUCCGAACAAGAACGUCUACAAGCGAGGAAGUGGGCAACUUGAAAAUGCUCUAGUGGAAAUUGGUGCCUCCCUCUACCUCUCCAGACACGCUAUCGCCCCCGUGAACGGAAUCAUUAAGACCUUCGGCGCUUACCGCGACGAGACGGAUACCUAUCUCGUGACAGAGUAUGCGUCUGGUGGAGAGUUGUUCAACGAAGCAGCCCGCCUGGGGCAUAUGGAUGAAGAGCACGCGAGACGACUUGGCCUGCAGUUGUUACUUGGCGUUAAAUCUCUGCAUGACAAUGGUGUCUGUCAUAGGGACUUGUCUUUGGAAAACACUUUACUUCAUUCAGAUGGCUCCAUAAGGAUUAUUGAUUUUGGACAAGCAGAACCUUUGUUUGACGAAGCGGGUAAAGAAAAAAGUUUAGUCAACGCUGCGGGAAAAAUGUACUACCGAGCUCCUGAGAUGUACUCGGGCAGCUACCUUGGAUCAGCCGUAGACAUAUUCGCCGUGGGCGUUGUGCUAUUCAUUGUUGUUUUUGGAACACCGCCGUGGCUUCAAGCCACCAACCUGGACGACAGAUACGUCUUCAUCCAGACAUGUCAAAACGGUUUUGAGCGGCUCCUCGUUCGUUGGAAAAGGCAGCAUUACGCAUCCAAGGAACUGCGAGAAUUAAUCCGGUGGAUGAUUCUCGCGGACCCGCAACAACGCCCGACGGCGGAUAUAGCAUUAGCUCACCAGUGGUUUGUUGGUGCAGAUCCCGUUCGCGACACCGCGCUACACCUUUCUGUGCUACGAAACAGUGCACACCAAUACCGCGUACCCCGGAAUGCUCUACCUAAGAGGUCUUCCCAAACAUCCUCAAGGUACAGACUAGAUCGACCGCGCCUCUGUAGUGGAGCAUCAGGUCACACCGACGAUCGGCGUACGCCCUCCGAUAGGAGCGCGCCAGUCGCUGGUGGCUCAUCUCGUUGUGCGCCUGGAUCCGACUCUGUCAUGAGCAGAAUAUACACUAGCCCUCCAGAAAGUGGCCAGAAGCACCGUGGUUGCCCUUCUGUGGUCCCGAAGAAAGCUGCAGUUCCACCCUCGAGCGCCUUUCUGGGGGUUCCCCAACGACCUGAGCCGAAAGUGUUUUCGACUCCCUCGUCGGAAAAUUUUGCUCCCACCUCUGACAAGACGCCGAGCCAUCGAAGCGUCUCAGCUUCUCCCACAUCACAGAAGCUACGCGCAAUCUCCCUACUUGCAAAUAGACUGGCAGGUCUCAGAUUUUGUAGGCCUAGCCAGCCUCAAGCGUCAGGAGGUUGUAGGCCAUUGAAACGUCAUCUAAGCGAUAGUGGGGGCGGAGACGAACCGCGAGAAGGUUAA